This is a messenger RNA of Carassius auratus (goldfish), 3639 nucleotides long. RefSeq names its product pleckstrin homology domain-containing family O member 2-like. Gene Ontology annotation, biological process: macrophage apoptotic process. The record is from RefSeq and is a predicted model, not a curated record. The transcript is spliced from 6 exons. Bases 386 to 2410 code for a protein of 674 amino acids. NCBI's taxonomy places the organism in Eukaryota, Metazoa, Chordata, Actinopteri, Cypriniformes, Cyprinidae.
CAAAGCACUUUCUGUAAGAGCGCGCGAGUGUAGAGUGGCAUUCUUGUCGUUCCGAUGCUGUCUAGAUAGGCAUCGAUGUGUUUGAGACGCGGCCGUGCUGUCUCUUGGCAGCAAAAGAGGCUUUUGGGGUCUUACCGGAAAUCAACUUUUAUUUAUUUAUUUUUGUUUGCGUCUCAAACUUGUGACUGCUGAAAGUCGAAAGAGGAAAAAGAGCCGCAGAGUCCCGUUACAGUUUAGCCUCAUACACAGUUCCUUGUUUUUCAUCGUCAUGGUGGAUGUGAGAAAGUGGAGACGAAGAGACGUCGACAGUUUGAACCCGAGAUAAAGUCCUGCGUCGGGCGUUUUCUUCUGCUCAUAACGGGAUCUUUGUUUUGUUUUUAAUAUCAUGGAAGAUGGUGUGAAAGAGGAGCCAGCCAAGCCCAAAGAGGUGACGAGCGCUGGGAAGGCCGGCUGGCUGAAGAAGUAUUCAGGGAAGUUCUUUGGCAGCUACAAGGACCGAUACAUUCAUCUAGACCGAACAGUGAUUGCAGUCUAUGAGAAUGAGGAAUUGACAACAUGCCUGGAGAAACUGGACUUGGUCAACUAUGAGACUUGCCAUGAGUUAAAGAGUAUUUUCACGAAGAAACACAGACUGAUACUAAUACGAAGCCCCAAGUACGCUAACAAGGUCCAAGAUGUCAAACUUCAAGCACAAACCCCGGAGGAGAAAGAGGCCUGGAUAAAGGCACUGAGUGAAGGAAUCAGUCAGUCAAAGAACACAGUCUUUGAUGAGGUAAAAGUGGAUGAAAGCUGCUCUUUAGAACAUGUUACACGGAACCGACCAAAAGGGGACCGUGGAAGAAGGCCGCCAACAAGGAUACACAUGAAGGAGGCUGCAAAUGUUUCAAGUGAUGGAAUGUUUAGACUAGACCUUGAUGGUGAGGUCACGGUACAGAAUGGAACUCAUGGCUUGAAAACAGAAGGGGAUAAACAAACGGAACCUUCUAAACCAUCAGCAGCGAUGAACAACAUUCCAGAGGAGGACACUGAUGAAGAGUCCACACCCCAGAAGAAAGUUAUAAAGCCGCCCAUGCCGCCAUCAAAAGACAACAAACCCAGUGAAACUCAUAAAGAGGAUGAAGCCAAAAAUGAGGAACCUGCAGCUCAAAAGAAGCCCCCACCGAUGCCUCCAUCAAAGGAGUUAAAACCUUGCGCCUCUGUUGAUGGGGCUGCUGUUGAGAAGAAUGUCUCGGAUAGUAAAGUGGAGGUAGAAGCAGAAAGCACUGACUCUUCCGAACCAACCCCUUCCACCAAGAGCGUCCAGCCCCCUACUCCUCCUUCCAAAAAUAUGAAGCCUACCCAACCGGUAACACCAGCCACAGUCACAACAGAGGAAAAAGAGAAGAAUAAGGACGCUGAUGGUGAAAGUACCAAGCUAGAUGGAGUUUCAAAUGAGAAAGAAGACCUGGAUAAUUUAGAAGAGGUAGAGACCAUUGAUCCAUCUAAAAAGGUCAUGAAACCAGAAGUAGUGAUGUUGGAUUCACCCAUUAUGCCUUCAAAAGAACCUGAACAAGAAGUGCAAGACUCAAAGAAAGCCUCCGAGACCACUGGAGAAGUUGCAACCUCACUAGAACCUUCUCAACUUAAUCUUACUCCACUUUCAACUCCUGAAUCUGUGAAAAAGAGCCCCGGACCCCCUGCUCCACCCAAGAAGAAGCCAGGCAAGGCACCUGCCAAGACAGAAGACACUGCCUCAAAAAGUGACCCAAUGGUCGUUGCGUCUUCAGAAACAGCUGACAUCAAAUUGGCUAUUCAAGAACCCAAAACUGAGCCAAUUGUAGAUGUGUCAAGUGAAGAUUUGGAGGAGAAGUCUUUAGACAGUGGCCAGCACUCAGGAGAGGAGUCUGAAACCGGUGAUCAUGUUACGCCGUCCUCCGCAAAGCUUAAAGGAAGCUCCCAGGAACUUGAUUUGGAGACCAGUGAGGAGGAUCGAAAACCUUCUGACAGCAAAGCCGAGAGCUUGGAGGAGCCAUUGUUAGAAACCCCACCCACCUCCUCAAAGACCUCAGUUCCCAAUGCAAACCCAACCCCAAGCCAAUGUGCCAACAUGUCCCUGGACCUCACCAUGCCUCUCAAGCGUUCUUCCAAGGCCCGCUCCGCAUCCCUAGGUGACCUCCUUGUGGAGAAUGCAGACAAGAUGGAAAAAAAUAUACCAGUUAAUCCACAAGGAAGUGACGUAAAGGACUUUCAAAGCAAAAUGUCUUCUGAGAACAAAGAGACUGGAGAGCUGCCGAACGCAAUCGUGACCGGACAGAGUGGUGAGAUGGAAAUGAAAGGGGACUCGAGCCCGGAGUUCAGGAAAUCUGACCAGUUACUGAAGGAAGCCACAAAUCUUAACAAUCUUAAUAACAGAAACAGAUUAAGUUUUUAAUGGUAAAUGUUGGUGGAAGGAAACUUGUAGGGAUGAUUGAUCUAUGCUGAAAAUGAAAUUUGAAAGUAUGAAAGUGAUCAAAUGCAAUUCUUAUCCCCAACCAUUUUCAAAUCUCUAAGAAACCUCAAACGACUAAAGAUGUCUUAAGGCUCGGGUAUACUUCUCUCCUCUCGCGCACAGCCGUGUCCCAAGCAUACGGAUCCGUGGAUGGAUGAGUUUGACACAUGCGGAGUACCACCUACUGGACUCUCUCGGUCUCAACAUUUACAUUUAAAAAAAUUGGGCUGCAUGCAAACGAUGUGUGUGGAUGUCUGCAGUUUACUCUGGCCUUUAUAGUUUUGGUAAAAUGGCUGUAAAAAAAUAGCCAUUUUGAAAAAUAUGAUUAAAUCACUGGCUUGUGAUUUUCUAGGGAUCCUGAAGACCUUGAUGAGCUUGCUCAGGUGUGUGUAAUUAGGGUUGUACGUGGACUGUCAGCACGGACACAAAAAUUGGGCUGCAUGUGUUCCUGGAGAGAGUAUAGUUAUAGCCCUGCUCCAAAACACCUGUCUGUAAACAUCAAGAGCUCCUGAAGAUCUUCAUUAGCUCAUUCAGAUGUGUUUGAUCAGGGUUAGAGCUGGACUUUGCAGGAAGAUAGAUUGCAAUGAACAUGGGUCAACUGCCUAGAUCAGGGUUUCUCAAGAAGCCCUCAGGGUGCGCUUUAUCCAACCAUUUUAAUCAACAAUAUUUGAACGUUUAAUCAAGUUCUUACAGGAUUACAGGUGAGUUUGAUCAGGGUUGGAGCUGAACUCUGCUAGAAAGUGCAUCUUGAGGGUUAGAGUUGAGAACUCCUGCUUUAGAUGAUGACACUGAAGGCCUGCAUGUUUUUGGUAGGAAGACAAAGCAUUUAGUAAAAAUUGAGCUAAAUUUGUACAUGCUACAUUUUAUUUUGUGAAGAAACGUGCUAAAUUUGCUAGCCGGGUUAGCAUACCUGAUGUUAUGUCAUGUAGUGUGGUCUUACUUUAGGCUUUCUGUGUUUCUUACCCCAUGUUUAGUUAUAUUUGGUACUUUGUUAAAAUGGAUUUAAACCGCCCAUAAGUUACAACUGCACAUAACAACUGUUAGAUAAGUAAGCGUUUUACACCGAACACAUUUGUGGAAGGGUGACAUGUUGCAUGCUGAGUUUUGCACUGCAACUUUUGUAUAAAAAAAAAAAAAAAAAAAGAGCAGUUGAAAAUUUAAGAGUCAGGGGA